AUGGAAUUGUCGAAGUUGGUGGGGGGCCUGGGGGCAAUUGCUGGCAUCAAUGAGAUUGCUAGUUUCUAUCAAUUGGUGAAAAGUACGAUCACAUCCCGGUGGAGCAGCGACAGGAAGAAGCAGCUCCAAGGCAUGGCAUUGGACUUAGAGAGUGGUUUAAGACGUCUCAAAGAUAUUACUCUGCCUGACAUGUAUAACCUGAUUGCCCGAGCUGAAUGGAAGAUCCACCAAGAGGACGUGGCUAAGCUUCUUCGACAACUCCAGGAUGCUGAGGACCUGCUUGACAAGUUCAGAUGGUAUGAACUGAAGGUGGCCAUAGAGGGAAAUGCAAACCAGUCUGCUCAUGUUGAAUUCCUUGACCAUGAGAUCCCACAGGACUCUAGCAAAGUGAAGGAUAUUCAGGAAAAGCUGGAUAAUAUUUCAGGCCAGAUGGAGAGAAUGGGUCUGCGUGAAGCCACCCAGCGUUUUGAUGAAUCUGUCCGGCCAGAGACCAGCUCUUUUCCAACUGAGACGACACUCUUUGGUCGUGAAGGGGUUUACGAGCAGGAAGAUGGACAGUUUUGGAAGAAGUUUUGUGCACCUUUGACAAAUCCUCUAGAGGGAAGUAUGAUGUUAGUUACCACUAGAUCUCCAAAGGUUGCUUGUGCAGUGAAAACAAUGGAACCCAUUACGUUAGAGGGAUUGAAUAAAAAUGACUUAUGGAAAUUCUUUAAACACUGCACGUUUGGAUCUGAGAGUUCUAAUAAUUAUCCAGAGUUAGAGGACAUUGGAAGACAAAUAGUCCUAAAGUUGAAGGGUUCACCUUUAGCUGCCAAAACACUAGGACGCUUGUUGAGAACGAGCCUUAAAACUACACAUUGGAAUGAUAUACUACAGAGUGAACUAUGGCAACUGGAACAAAAUAACACUGACAUUUUGCCAGCUCUUCGGUUGAGUUACUUGUAUUUACCAUCCCACUUGAAGAGGUGCUUCUCAUUCUGUGGUGUUUACCCAAAAGAUCACAAAUUUGACAAGAACAAUUUAGCUAAAAUUUGGAUUGCACAAGGCUUUGUGGAACCAGAAGGUACCGAAUCAAUCCUGGAUGGCUAUCAGUACUUUGAAGACCUUGUAAAUAGGUCUUUCUUUCAGAAAGUUGAUGGGAAAUUUGUAAUCCAUGAUUUGCUGCAUGAUAUGGCACAACUAGUUUCAAAACAUGACUGCUUUAUCUUAAAAGAUGUCAGUGACUUCGAAAGAGUUCCUCAAAGCGUUCGUCAUCUCUCAAUACUCUCUAGCACAGACUUUGACUUGACCAACCUGCUAAGCAUAUGUAAGCACAAACAGUUGCGAACUCUGCUAUGCUUCAGGUCAUUACGGAAGAAAACUUUAGCUUCUGUAAUGGACCAAUGGUGUAAUGACCUUGAGCAUAUGCGAGUAUUUUUUUGUGCAUACACAAAGGAGAUACCGAAGAGCAUUGGCAAAUCAAAGCAUCUUAGGUACCUUGAAAUCUCGGGAGCUUGUCCUUUCAAAAGUCUUCCUUCAGAAUUCUGUUCCCUCUACAAAUUGCAGUAUUUUUCAGCUAGGAAGUGCAAGCUAGAAAGCCUGCCCAGUGACUUCAGUAAGUUAAGAAAUUUACGGAGAUUUGAAUCAUGGGGAUUUAAGUGUUCUCCGAAGGGCCCGCAGUGUUUUAAUGCAUCCAGUGGGAAUGGAAAAGGAAUUAGAUUGAUGAAGAAUGCCAACCAAAUUUGUGGACAUUUGAAAAUCAAUAAUCUUGGUGCAAUAAGCACAGAAGAUGCAAGAGAAGGUGAACUAAAGAAUAAGGAACAUCUCAGCGAGCUUACGCUGGAAUGGUCAAGGCUACCACAAGAGCAAGGUGAGGUAGGAACUCCUGUAGAAAUUCUUCAAGCUCUUCAGCCUCCCGAAAGUGUCAAAUCCCUGAUUCUCCGAAGCUAUCCAGGUGAAUCUCUUCCAUACUGCUUUGAGCCACAUGACUUACCCAACUCAUCAUCCCGUGACUUUAAUAGACGUAGUGACAGUGUACAUGAGAGCACAGACCUAAAGGAUAUAUCAAGAGCUCUAGCUGAGCACGACAAUGGCUGGGCUCUCAAAAGGCUCACCUUGUAUAACUGUGGGGAUUUCGGAGACAAUAUUAAUUGCUGCUCCCUCACCUACUUGAGAUAUUCCAAUGGCCGUAAUCAUCAAUCAGCAGUAGCAGUAGCGGUGACAGCAGCAGCACUAUAA
This is a messenger RNA of Oryza brachyantha (malo sina), 2217 nucleotides long. Its product is annotated as putative disease resistance RPP13-like protein 1. Lineage: Eukaryota; Viridiplantae; Streptophyta; Magnoliopsida; Poales; Poaceae. Gene Ontology annotation, molecular function: ADP binding. The transcript is spliced from 4 exons. The coding region runs from base 1 to 2217 and encodes 738 amino acids. The record is from RefSeq and is a predicted model, not a curated record. Gene Ontology annotation, biological process: defense response to other organism.